UACAUCGUUAUGUUUCUUAUAUCGCUGCGGAUAUCAACUUUUAAGAAAUGUAAAAAUGUAAAUUGCAACAUAUAAAAAUUAUUGUAAAUAACCAAAAACAACGUGCACAAUACACAGUCAAUGUGAAUGGUGUGCGCGCAAAGCAGCCGCAAACGCAACAAUAAUCAAAACAACAAAAACAAUAGCAACGACAACAGACUUCGUAGUUGUCGUAGCCCAAUUGCAAUUGCAACAAUUCGAUGAACAACUUCACAUUCAUAUCCAACAAACAGAAAACGGAAACUAAUAGAAGCAGAAGAAGAGUGCAUUUGUUUUAUCGUGUUGUUGUGGUGCAGAAUGGAACAGGAUUCCUCAACUGAGCUGCAUCUGAGCAGAAUACGUGAAGUGAAAGAUUUGGCCGCAUUAACCGACGACGUGCGCGAUGUUGUGAAAGAAGAGGUCACAUUAGAGAAUCACCAUCAUCAUCAGUUGGAUACGAAAGUUCGCAUGGUCACAUCCUCCUCAAACGACAACAGCGGCAGCGGCGGCGGCAACAACGGCGGUGCGAGUGGCGGUGGCGGUGUUGUAUCAGUGCCCGUAUCAUUGCCAAUCGGUUCGAUGAUAACUGGAACAGCCUAUAAUGUGAUUACGCCCGAUCAGCUGCCGCACUUUAAACCGGUGCUGUGCGUCGACAACAAUGGUUACCUGUCCAGCAGCACGGUCAGCAUGGGCGCUGACCUAAAAACGAUUGUCAUACAGCAGCAGCAGCAGCAGCAGCAAACACAGACGAGCGUUAGUAGUAACGCCGGCAACACAAACACCACCGCCACAAAUACCAUUGGACUGAAUCACGAUGGCUCUGGUAGCAAUAAUAGCCAUGACAGCAUGAACACACUGGAGCAUGCUGCUGGCGGUGGUGCUGGGAACACAACUGGCUCCACCGGCUGGGCGGAAACAACAUCCAGUACACAGCACAUGGAGGUCUUCCCGAUACGCUGUAAAACGACUUCCGCCGAACUAUAUCGCAGCAAACUGGGCUCUGGAGGACGAGGACGCUGUGUCAAAUAUAAAGACAAGUGGCAUACGCCCAGUGAAUUCGAACACGUCUGUGGUCGUGGCUCGAGCAAGGAUUGGAAACGGUCCAUCAAAUACUGUGGUAAAUCGUUGCAGUCCCUCAUUGAUGAGGGCACUCUAACGCCACAUGCAACCAACUGCAGUUGCACAGUCUGCUGUGACGACGAAGCAGGUGAGUCAGCUUCUGGUCCUGUACGUCUAUUCACACCGUAUAAGCGACGAAAGCGGAAUCAAACCGAAUUGGAUGUGGAGCCUGGGCCCAAACGCAAACGCAAUACACAUAGCAACAAUAAUAAUAACAACACUAGCAACACUAACAACAACAAUACAAGUGGCAGCAGCAUCAACAACAACAUCAGCAACAAUAUGGACCCAACGCAAGCAACCGCCACCAGUGUUGUGGAUGAUAACAACAUGUUCUUAGCGGAAGACAACAUAACGUCCAAGGAUGAACCAUGGGCGGCGCUCAAUGACAGUUUAGAUACCUCCACCGAGUUGGUUGACCAAACGCAAAUGGGCAAUCCAUAUGAGCGCGAAACGUUUGUGGUUAACAUCAACGAUACGGGCUCAAUUGCCGUACUGGAUGGUAGUCAAUCGAUGAAGAACAUCGAGCACGUCUACUGCACCAUGGUCAAGGCAACUAACGAUUUCAAACGCCUGCUCAACGACAUUAAGCAGAACUACGAGCGACGGAUCGAGGUUCUGCAAAAGGAGCGCGAUGCAGCGGUCUCAGCGAUGCGUGUCCAGGUCCACACAGACAUCGAUGAUCCCAACAUAUCGGGCUCAUUGCAUGGCAACGAGAUCAUAUCGGCAAAGAAGUGCGCCAACUGCAACCGGGAAGCGCUAGCCGAGUGCUCGCUGUGUCGAAAGACGCCGUAUUGCUCGGAGUUUUGCCAGCGUAAGGAUUGGAAUGCUCAUCAGGUGGAGUGCGCAAGGAAUCCACAAACGACAACGCAACAGGUCAUGUUAUUGAUCGAUGAUCAGUCCUAAGCAACGUAACGAAUUGUAAAUACAAAUUUUACUACUAAUUAAUAUAUGAUUAUGCAAGGCUCCUAUCCCAAUCAGAUAAAACAAAUUCCUUGUCCAACCAGUAGACGAGACCCCUCUCCCAAUAUCCUUAGCAAGCCCUCCCAUUAGACUUAUGUCCUAUUAUAAUGUAAUUCUUAAAGUAUAUAUAACUAUAUAAAUAUAUAUAUGUAUAUAUAUUUAUAUAUACAUUUUACUAUCGACCGUAGAAAAGAAAAAAAAAACGAAAACAAAAAAAAAAUCCAAAAAAGAAGGAAAGAAAAAGUAAUCCGAAAAUUUGUAGCAAGCGUAAAUCAAAGCGAGCGUCCAUAAUGGACAACUUAGCAUAGCAUAAAUGGGAAAGUUUAGCUACAAUUUGAGAUAACGCAACAAAAUCCGAAAAACUUUACCAUGUAAUUCAAUUUAAAUUAAAUUAAUAAAUAGUUGCAAAGCGCAUAGCAUAACUAACAAAGGUCCCACAAAAAAAUAAAAAUAAAUUAAUUAAUUAAAAUCAAAAAACAAAAUCCCUCGAAACAAAUCCCCUCAUUCCCUUCUCUGCUUGACAACUUUUUGCAUAAAACGAAAGUAUAAAAGUAAGAAAAAAAUUAAGAAAUAAAACAAAUAAUAAGAAUCAACCAAAAUCGAGAGAAUAAGAGGAAAUACAAUACAUAUUCGUCUAUGUAUACAUUUUUCAUUAGACACUAAGCACAUAGUUAAACUUUUAACAUUUUACGAUUAUAAUUUUAUGGAUCUACUGCCCGUCGUUACAAGCAUCCAAUAAAGAUUUCAAAACAAAACAAAAGAAAAAUAAAAUAAAAAUAAAAACGAAACGAUGUGAAGAAAAACCAAACAAAA
Molecule: messenger RNA, 2913 nt
Organism: Drosophila mojavensis
Lineage: Eukaryota; Metazoa; Arthropoda; Insecta; Diptera; Drosophilidae
Gene: Deaf1
Product: deformed epidermal autoregulatory factor 1
Exons: 4
Coding region: 337-2043 (568 amino acids)
Biological process (GO): regulation of transcription by RNA polymerase II
Cellular component (GO): nucleus
Molecular function (GO): DNA-binding transcription factor activity, RNA polymerase II-specific; DNA binding
Source: RefSeq, a predicted model, not a curated record